UGCUAGGGGGAAAGUUGCGACGUUUGCUGGUCUAUUUUGGCUCAGUCCCUUUUCCUGUUCUCUCGGUCAGUGUCCCCGGGUUAGGCCAUGUCUUUCCCCUUUCCCAGUGGCAGCCGCAUUGGGACCAUGCAUCACUUCCAGGAGCUGCCACACAAGAAUCGGGAUGGAGGGCAGAAGGAGACAGGCACACAGACGGAGUGUAACGCCAGAGCUGAUGGGUAACAUCCCUCUGUGCCUGAUGUGAGCCAAAGACUUACAGGACAAAGUGUAGACACCAAACGGGAAGGGAAAGGCAAAUAAAUAAGGAUGAUGGUGAAAGUAAAGAUGAAGAGAAGGGACUUAAGGAGGACUCAGCCCUAGACUUUCGAAAGUAAAUCUUUUCACUCUCCUUAGUUUGUGGAUGGAACUUUUUCCAAACAAUGAACAAAAGACAAUUCAGCGGCGAAGAAGUGGCCUGGUUGUUGUGCACAGUUCAAAGAUUAUUGGCCUACACUGUUCAAGCACAGAGCUGCACGCAGGCCAAAUUGCUGUUGUCAAACAUGGGUCCAAGCUGAAAGAUUGUGAUCUCUAUUUCUCAAGGAAACCAUGCUCAACCUGUUUAAAGAUGGUUUUGAAUGCUGGAGUCAAUCGAAUAUCAUAUUGGCCUGGUGACCCCGAGAUAAGUCUAGCUGAGGAAAUGGUACUGAAUAAUUGCUGCUCGGAUGCAAAGCUUGACGCUAAAGCUGUGGAAAGACUCAAGUCCAAUAGUCGUGCCCGUGUCUGCACCUUGCUUCAGCCUCUGGCUUACAACAUGCUUCAGUUUGUAGAAGAAACCUCAAAAAAGUGCGAGUUUUUGCAAAGCAUAGUCGCUCUGGACCCAGAUUUUAGACUUGAGGACUUUUUUACUGAGUGCAGAAGAAAUCGAUUCCAGGAAUUUGAGAAAUUGUUCUUGAUUUCCAACAGCGAAGCACACAAAGAAAUUUUAAAAACUGUUGGCUUAGAAAAUGUGUGUGACGAUGUUCAUUUCACUAACUUGAGGCAUAAAAUGGAGGACCUUGUCUUUUUAUUAGCAACCAUUGACUGUAGUGUUCCAAAGUACGGUACAUUCAGAUUUUAUUGUGAUGAUUCAGACAGAGCAUGUGAUGAGCACACAAACGAUGAAUUCCAAGACUUUGCAAGACACUGCAUGGUUCAAGCCAGGUUAUUGGCAUAUCGGACAGAGGAUCAGAAAAUUGGUGUUGGGGCAGUAAUCUGGGCGGAAGGAAAGAUGAGUAAUUGUGAUGGAACAGGAGCCAGGUAUUUGAUUGGAUGUGGUUAUAAUGCUUACCCAACGGGGUCAGAAUAUGCAGACUACCCUCAGAUGGACGAGAAGCAGCAGAAAGACAGAGAAGCAAGGAAGUUUCGGUAUAUUGUACACGCUGAGCAGAAUGCCUUAACCUUCCGGUGUCAGGAUAUUAAAGAUGAUGAAAAAACAAUGAUUUUUGUUACCAAAUGUCCAUGUGAUGAAUGCGUACCUCUCAUAAACAAUGCCGGUAUCAAACAGAUAUACACAGGUGACCUUGAUGCUGGCAAAGUAAAAGCGGACAUAUCCUAUCGGAAAUUCUCUGGUCUACAAGGAGUGAGGAAAUUUACAUGGCAGAAAGCUCCAGCCAACAAUAUUGUAACGUCAAGCGUCCGAGCUGCUCACAACAACUUGAUCAGAUCACACCUUUGUCAAAUUCAAGAGAAUACAAGCCAAGCUGUCAACAUUGUCACCAACUCUGGAAAGCGAGGGCUAAACAAACCUUCCACACUCCAGAGCACCCUGUCCACAGGAAUCAUGUGUGCAAAAGGCUCCACCACAGAAUCUGCACCAUCUUGUGAAUCAUUGUUACUGGGGUGCAUGGAAAGUAUGGAGGACCCCCAGUCUCCUUUGGCCAAAGGUGAUUUGAAAAGACCACUUGAGAUUUCUAGAUCUGAAUCCCAAAGGGAAGAGCUGCUAAAUUUGGGGAUCAGUGAACCAGCUUUCAAAAAGAGGGUGUUGGAGCAACAGUGCUAUCUGCAAAGUCUUGUGACUUCAAUGCACGCUGUGAUGAAUGAUAUGGUGGAUAGGAUGAAGGUGACCAUGUCAAGGCUGAAUACCUCCAUAUCUGAUGUCCAAAGUGUGCUAGACCAACAAUUCACUGCUGUGCAAUCUAGCAGGGAGGGAGCGUCAUCUCACACAGUAUCUGUGGUGGAAAGCUCUUUUACCCAGGGACUGAGCAACAUGGGAGCAUCACUUCAAAAUGCCCUGACUGGUGCUGUAUCUGAUGUGGGCUCGAAAGUACAAGAAAGCCUGCAAGUGGGAUUUGAAAGCCUUGGGGAAAAACUACAGUCAACCAUGAGAGAGGGUUUUGCCAGUCUAAUAAAUGAAUAUACUUCUUGCCAAAACCUAUGCAACAGAAAUGAAGGAGCCUCAACCACUGGGGGCCUGAAUAACUCAUCACAAGAGGUUGGAACUCUCAACACCAGCCUGUCCCAUUUAUUGCACCACCCAGGCCAGCUUUCACCUGGCUCCUCACUGGAAAGCAGGACUCCCUCUGUGGUGACUCAAAUACCUGGAGACACAAAAACCUAAGGAGGUUAGAGUAAGGAGAAAAGUCUAAAAAUACUUCCUUUAUGUGAAGGCUAAGUGAGGUACAGAAUAAACUACCUGAGAAUGUUAUUGAACUAAAUAAUGUGGGCAUGAGGCAGCUGACAUGUAAUGCUGAUGAAAACUACCCUACUCUGUGGUAAAGGCUACACACCAGUUACAUGGGGCAUCACUGUUCCAACAAAAACAACAUUUUACUUCUGCUCAAAUGAUUGACUAAGCUCACACUAUAGUUCAUUAUUGUAAUGUAACAAGAACAUUAGCUUUCCCAGCUACUGUGUUACUUUGAGCCUUCACAGAGAUUUUUUUGUGGAACAAGAAACCUUUUCUAUAACUUGACCCUUCCACAUUUCGCCAAUCUAAAAGCACGUUCAGGCUUGGCAAUGUACUCAGCCAGAUUCUUUAGCCACUCAUUGCAAGCUUUCGUAACAAUCACAUCUGUCCACAAGAUUUACGUUCUUCUUUGCUGCAGCACUUCUGUACCUGGAUAUUGAUGGUGGGCCUUGAAUGGGAUGACUGGAAUAUCAAACUGUGCUUGGCUUCUUUUACUUCUACUGAUAAUUUCCAAGCAGCAAUCAACUGCAGCCUUUUGAAGCUUUCUGCAAGAGUGUUUUUAAAAAAAGGUUGCCAUUUCUAUGCAUGUUUGACUCAACUAAAGGAUAACUGGGGAUUGAUCAUGAGUCUUCUACCUUUCACCAAUUUUAUUUAGGGCAAAAAGAUUCUCUGGUGUCUUUCAUACAUUAUCGCUGUGCUUCAGUAUUUUGACUACUACAUUGGGUAGUUAACCAGCAUAAAAUGGGCAGUUUUGUUGAUAUCACAUUCCCUCAUGACUUCCAGUUAAAACAUCCCUGUAAACAUGUUUUCUCUGAAGAAUAGGAGACCUAACUGAGGUGAAUAAGUUGGUUAAAUGAGUUGAUAUGGUAGAGAGAGAAAAAGUAUUUCCUCAGAAUCCAGAGCAAGGGGGCAUAACCUUAAAAUUAGAGUUAGGUCAUUCAGGGGUGAUGUCAUUCUGGGUUUCUUCACACACAGUAGUGGAAAUUUAGAACUCCUUAUUCCUCCCCCCCAAACCAACCCCAAAGAAAAGCUCAGUCAGUUGAAAAUUUUUAAAUUAUGUUUGAUAGAUUCUGCUUUGCAUGGUAAUUAAAGGAUAUGGUGCUACGAAGUUGAGGUACAGAUCAGCCUUGAUCUAAUUGAAUGGUGCGGACCUGGUUCAAGAGGCCGAAUGACCUCUUUCUGUUCCUAUUUUCCAAAGUUUAUUGGCAGUUUCAGUGCCGCGCCUCUGUGUUGAUCAAUGUCAGGACAUAAAACAUUGCACAACAAACCUUUCCUGUUAUCAAAUUAUUUUGGGCCUCUAACAUUUCCAGCAAUAUGACCGAUUUGUGUAGAAUUGUUUUAUCUUUGUUACAAUUCCUGGAUCUGUGCUAUGAAAAAAAAAAAGUUAUGUUCUCCACUACAAAUUGGGCUGCACUUUCAAGCUCUGCUUUAGUUUCUUUAAUUUAUCCUGUGCAAAUUAGACCGAAUCACCUUUUCCUCCUAAAUGCUUUAUAUUCUGCUGAAGUUUCUUUGGCUUUGUCAUAACAUACCAAAGUGUUCAGUAUCUAUGAUCUCAUGUGAUAUUGCAAUAGAGGAUGAAAGCAGUCAACACUUGAACAAUAAUGAAAGAUAUGUAUGAAUGUUCCCAAAGAAUGUGAUGACUAUAUCCAGCAGACAGCACUAUUGUGAAGAUUUAAAAAGUAAUAAACGAGGGAGUUUGUUUCAAAUAUUCUUCAGUUUUUUUUAUAUACAAUACACUAGGAAACUUAAACCACACAUAGUUGGGGACAGGAAAGAGAUACUGAUGAACACCUGCACAGCUAUAUAGACAAUAGUGAAUUAAUGAAGCAGCAGACACUAUAGAAUUAAGAAAUUUCUAAAGAAUCAAUAAGUUAAUAAAUUAAUAUGACAGUAGAACGUAAGAAACUUAAAUGGAAAAGUGACUAGCAAUUUAAUUAAUAAUUUCAUAAGCAGAACAACACAUACUUAACAGGAAGUGUUUAUGAUGAGCACUGAUGGAUAUGUAACUGGAAGAUAAGAAUCUAUUCAAACCAAAUAUUUACAUUUCAUGAAGCUAUAGCAAAGUCAUCUAUAGAAAUAACCUAUUUACAACACCAAGCCACUCCUGUAGAAUGUGGUUUCUACUGCAACCCAGAGGCACCAGACCUUUAAUAAAUCAGAUUAAAAAGGACCAGACAGCUCACGCAUUGAUCCUUGUGUAGGAAGGCCUUCCAGAAAUCUGCAUAAAGUACAUUUCAUUCUUUCAAUCCCAAGCGUGUGGUAUUUGCUGAAUGCAGAUAAAGGAGAAAUCUCACUGGAGAUGAAGACCAAGGAUAGGUUAAGGCUAAAGCAGCAAGAGAUCUAUUUAGGUUCUUCAAGGCAAUGAAGCUAUUGGUAAUAAAAAGAUAUGUACAGCUAUUCAACAUCAUUGUUUUAAGUGUUUCCUUUACUAAUCUUACCAACACCAUCAUUACUGUGAAGCAACUGCAUUGCUGUAAUAUAGGAAAUGCAACAGUCAAUUUGUGUCUUGUCAUUACCUCAAUGCUGUUGUGGUGCCUUGCUGUGCAUAUAUUGGCUGCCACGCAUCCUACAUUACAAUAAAGAUGACACUUCAAUGGAA
Carcharodon carcharias (great white shark) is the source of this 5243-nucleotide messenger RNA. RefSeq names its product cytidine and dCMP deaminase domain containing 1 (gene cdadc1). Gene Ontology annotation, molecular function: zinc ion binding; dCMP deaminase activity. Bases 401 to 2575 code for a protein of 724 amino acids. Gene Ontology annotation, cellular component: cytoplasm. Gene Ontology annotation, biological process: dTMP biosynthetic process; dUMP biosynthetic process. The record is from RefSeq and is a predicted model, not a curated record. The transcript is spliced from 11 exons. Lineage: Eukaryota; Metazoa; Chordata; Chondrichthyes; Lamniformes; Lamnidae.